GGUCAGUCGCCUUGACGGAAAGGGCACUUUAGUGCUGCCGAUAAGGAAUAAAGAUAAAUUUUUAUUUUUUUGCUUAUCUAAUGCUUGGAGUUUGAAGAGACAAAUGUGGGUUUAUCCUACUCCUACUACCUAUAAUUUAUAUAGAAGCAAAAACAUUUGAUGCAGCUGUUGCAGACAACUCGGUCAUCUGUUGCUAGUUUCACGCUUGGAAACAUUAUUUUCAUUAAAAUUAAAUGGAGAAAUUGUAUGGCACUGCUGUAAUACUAACUGUAUUUAACCUUGUUCAUGGAGGAUAUUUCUGCUGUAUUUUGACUUAGCAUACGGUUACCAAAAUCAGCACAAAGUUUUUGUGGGUGCCAAAUUGAUGUUUUAGUUGAGAUGAUUGAACUUUGGACAAUUAUUCAAUAAAAAUUAAAAGUGUAUUCUCCAGAAAAUAGUAGACUUUGAUAUCCUAUUGCAGAACAUAGGAUUGUGUUAUGGUGUCACAACAAAAUUAAGUUAAAGAUCCAUAAAACCCAUUACCAAAUGCUCAUGAAAAAAGUACAAUAGGUGCUUACAUUUUUCAACUUCAGCUUAGGGUGUUUCUUCCCAAACAGCAUCUGGUUUCUGUUAAGAGAGUCCAUGUAGUUUACUGUGUAUGUUCAUGUAGUUACUGACCCAGUCAGAUAUACAACCAGUUUCUGAAAACACAAUCAUAUACUUUAAUGUAAAGGAUCAACAAAUUUAUAUUUUUUGAUGGCCCUUAAGAACUCGUUGGAACAUAUUUUUCAAAAGCACUGAUCACUAUCAUCACUACAACAUCUUAUCAUUUCUUUCUGGCACCAACACCAAAUGUCAUCUUGCAAGUGAAGACAGAUAAUGGAUUGAAAAAGACUAAACUUAAGUUGGGAGGAGUUUUUGCUGGUUCACCAUGUCAAGAGAAGAGAGAGAACCUCUGCUUUCCAACAGUCAGAACCACCAAGUUCUCAACAUUGAAUGUCACCAGACAUAUGGCUCAGACACUCAACAGAGUCUUCCAGUUUUGGCACAACAUCACCAUCAGGAGACACAUGUCGUCAGCAAACGACAUUCUUUACCAUAUGCAGAUUCCCAAAGUGACCUCACAAAUGAAGAAUGUGAUUUUGAAAUUAAACCUGACUCUGUGCAUGUACCUCACACAAGAGAUCACUCCUUUAAAUGGAAGACCUUGUGGGCUUUCACUGGACCUGGCUUUUUAAUGAGUGUUGCUUACCUUGACCCAGGUAAUAUUGAAUCAGACCUCAUGUCUGGAUCCAUUGCCAAAUAUAAGUUACUUUGGGUACUGAUGUGGUCAACAGCAAUGGGCUUAAUCUUGCAAUUGCUAGCUGCUCGACUGGGCUGCGUGACAGGAAUGAAUCUGGCACAAGUUUGUCGACAGGAGUACACCCGACCACCACGUCUUGUUUUAUGGUUAAUGACUGAAGUGGCCAUCAUUGGGAGUGAUAUUCAAGAAGUCAUUGGUUCUGCCAUUGCUAUCAAUCUUCUGUCAGAUAACAAGAUCCCUCUCUGGGCAGGCGUGCUAAUCACAGGUAUUGACACGUUCACAUUUCUGUUCCUUGAAUCUGCUGGUCUGAGAAAACUGGAAGCUUUCUUUGGUGCUCUCAUCACUACUAUGGCUGUUUGCUUCUUGUACAUUUACAUAAAAGUGACUCCAGACCAACUUCAGAUCCUAGAAGGCCUCUGGUUUCCAUGGUGCCAGGACUGUGAUCGUGCUGCCAUCAAGCAGUUGGUCGGCAUUGUUGGUGCUGUUAUUAUGCCUCACAAUAUAUAUCUUCAUUCUGCUCUGGUUCUGUCGCGAGAUGUCGAUCAUUCAGACAAAGGAGCAGUGAGAGAAGCCAAUAUGUACUAUGCCAUUGAGUCAGCUGUUGCCCUCUUCAUCUCUUUCCUGGUCAACCUGUUUGUUGUUGCUGUUUUUGCUGCUGCCUUUACUGAGCCAGAGAAUGCAAGUCUUCGGUAUGCUGGCCAGUGGUUUUCAGACAACUAUGGCUUAGCCAUGAAGAUUAUGUGGGGACUUGGUCUGCUGGCAGCAGGUCAGAGCUCCACUAUGACAGGCACUUACGCUGGCCAGUUUGUGAUGGAGGGAUUUCUACAUCUUCACUGGGCCAAAUGGAAAAGGGUACUACUUACUCGAAGCAUCUCCAUCAUCCCAACUGUUGUUGUGGCCUCUGUGACCUCGUCCAGAUUGGAAGACAUGACACAGUGGUUAAAUGUUCUGCAAAGUGUGCAGUUGCCCUUUGCUCUUAUUCCCAUCAUGCAUUUUACCAGUAGCCCACGUGUCAUGGGUGAAUUUCAUAAUACGCUGUUUGUACGGAUCAUUGUGGGCAUAGUGGUUUGCCUUGUGAUUGGUAUCAACAUGUAUUUAGUAGCUCUCUAUGUGCCUGACAAUGCCUCAUGGUACAUCUAUGUAUGCAUUGGAUUAGUUUUAGCGGUCUACAUGAGUUUUCUCUUCUUCCUGGCAAUUGGUAUUGAAAGGUUCUUAAAACUAAAGCUCUGGUUGAAAAGAAAAUGUGGAUGCAACACUCGCAGUGUUGAGGAUGAGAUACAUCGCAGAAGUCAAUUACAAUAUCCACGUCUACCAGCAAAUGUCAGUUUACACAAAAUGGACAUGAAUGAUUCAACCAGCUAGCGCAGAAAGGGUGCUGUAUUAUUCAUGGCAGGAUUGGUAACAACAGCUGAGGGUGAUGUGUAAUGGCCCUUAGAUAAUGAAGCAUCUGGUUCUCUUUGACAAAACUGUACAGCUCAAAAGAAUUACAGAUUUUUGUUUUAAAGCACUAAAAGUAAUAUUUGAAAGGGUGGGAUUUCUUUUUAGCUUCCCAGUCUUCUGUAGAUAAUUCAGACCUAUGGCCCAGUUGCUGUGACAGGGAUGGCCAUAAAGCUGAAGAUGAAUGUCCUCUAGCUGCAUUGUUUUCUUCCUGUCUAUGCUGUGUUUGUUAAGCCUCUGUGAUGAAGACUUUAUUAUUUUCAAGUUCAUGUACAUUCAAAUGCAUUUAAGAAAUGAAGUAACCUGUUUAUUAAACAGUUGAUGUUGAUAUUUUAAUUUUAAUGGAGAAUCUUCAUAUUUCUAGGCCCUAGACUAUGCCAAGAAGCAGAGUUUUGUUUUCCAUCUGCUUCGUGUGCACUGCUGACACUAUGUAACAUAGCUUUAUAUAUAAAAUUAUAGUUUUAUGCAGAUUUUAUAUGCAUAUUUCUGAGUUUCGUUUUUCGGCUAUUUCCAGCUGUGAGAUAUUUUGCUGUGCCGAUCAAAUAUUUUUGGUUUAAAGUCCUGAUGUACCUAAUAAGUUUACCUAGGCGAAAUUAGGGAUUCAUAAAAAUACUUUUUCAAGUAUACUUUGAGUUUACUGUGUCAUUCUGGCCACUCAUGAAAAGCUCACAUCCAUUCUUUCUUAUAAACUAGAACAUUCCUUGGUUAUUUUAUUGCCUCCUUUAUCAUUCAAUGAAAUGCAUUUAAACCUGCCUGAUAUUUGACAUCAUUGUUGAUAAUAUUGUGUCAUCAUGGAGAGUUGUGCUGCAUCUGAAUAACACAGCUGUUUUGAUUAUAUAUGCUUCUCCACACUCUUUUGUUUUAAAUACAGUUACUGCUAAUAGAGUUUUAAAGUUUGGAAAGUUUAUGAUGUUUUUCUUCUGCGGAAAUUUAAAUUCCUGUAAUAUUUUUUCAUUGAAACUUUUUUGGUGCAUUGUGAACUCCUGUUUUGCUUUGUCCUUAUAAAUCAUGCAUCACAAUUUGUUUUUGUUUUCAUUCACAAAAGUAGAAGAAGGUUGCACAUAUUUUUAUAUGAAAAAAAGAUUGAAGUGUAUACAGGGUGUUCCAAAAAUGUAUCCUCUCUUUAAAUAAUUAUAAAUGCAUCUUGUAUACAAAUAUAUUUCAAAAAACAAAAUACAAAAUCUGACAGACUGUACAGACAUUUGACUUUUUUGUCCAACUAAUUCCCGUUUUGGUUCAGGCAUUGUUGAUAAUGUGAAGCUAUGCAAUUGUGAACAUCAAGAAACUCUCUUUGUACUUCAGCUGCACUUUAAAACUUCCAGUAACAUUAUAUGAUGAAUUUACUUUGCUCAAAGCUUAGUUUGGCUGUCAUUAUCAAUUCCAAUGGAUUUAAUUAAAUUUUGGACUAUUGUGAUCAGCUGAAUUGAUUUGAUACCCUUGCAAGAAAGAAAUAGAAAAUUGUCUUCGGUAUCAUUUUCUACAGAAGAUUAAAGUACGUGUUUCAACAAUUUAUAAACCAGACCAGAACAAUAUACCAAAGAAAAUCAAUCUUAAACUCAUAAAAGAUGAUGGCAAUUUGACUUUGUGUCGAAAAUGUAUUGGCGGAUUUUUACCUGCUUCCCCACCUAUGAAUUGCAAAUUCAUUUUGAUUUUUCAAAGAAGCAUUCUGUAGAUACCCUACACAUAGCAGAUCAUGAUUGUAACAGUGGUGUGAUAGAAACAUGUUCAGCCUUGAUUACAAGAUUUUUUUAUUAUCAUUAUUUGUAAGGGGUCAUGAGCUUGACCUUUGGGCUUGGAUAUGAUGCUGUUUAAGUGUACUUAAUACAUAAACAUAUAAUUGGUAUAGAAAAUAGUGCUCUUUACAAAAUCUGCAUAUUUAUUGUAGAUGGCAGACUUAAUGACAUUAAUUGACAUUUAUGGUCCUUCAUUUGUUUCAUAGAUUGUGUUCUGUUAUAUUAUGUCCUGGUCCCUCAUUGCAUCUUUCAGCUUCAGCCAGCCGGAUAACAUCAUCUGAAGCACAACUUAAAAUAUGUGCCAAAUUUCGGCAGUGUGGUGAGAGGUUAUUUUUUGCCUCAUAUUCUCAUAUUUGACUCAUAUUCAUGUAAUUACUGUUGCUCCUCUAAAAAAGUACUCUAUUUACUCAAUACAUUGUUUUAGAAAGAGAGUUGUGAUCAAUAUCUGCCUGUUACAGUCUUGCCAGUGCGAAGGACUUUGCUACCUUUUUCAAUUAAUACUCGGACCUUGAAAUCGUCUUAUUAUGUUCAUCAGUGCGCAUGUGCACGUGGUACUAAUGAUCAAUAUUUCCAGCCACUAAUUACACUGUGACUGUUUCUGGUAAUGUUAUCGAUCGGUAUCGGCGUCAUGAUCCAUCACUCAGUGUCUUCAUCACCGUUCAUCAGAAGUUGUCUUCAACCAUAAUUAUCUUUUAUCAUUCAUGAUCCAUCGAUCAAUAGUCAUCGGUAUCGUUCUUCUUAUGCACACGUUGUGUUAACGUAUACUCUAUAGUUUCUGAUCGGAUAUUAAUUGUGACGACAAGCUUCGUUCAUAAUAGAUAUAGGCAAGUAGCAAUACUCAAUACUAUGAUAGUUUUUUUUUUCCUUUUGCAAACGUUUUUGCCUGUUUUUAUUUUUGCCAGUUAAUAAAAAUGUUGCG
Molecule: messenger RNA, 5371 nt
Organism: Pomacea canaliculata
Lineage: Eukaryota; Metazoa; Mollusca; Gastropoda; Architaenioglossa; Ampullariidae
Product: metal transporter nramp1 homolog
Exons: 17
Coding region: 911-2644 (577 amino acids)
Biological process (GO): metal ion transport
Cellular component (GO): membrane
Molecular function (GO): cadmium ion transmembrane transporter activity; iron ion transmembrane transporter activity; manganese ion transmembrane transporter activity
Source: RefSeq, a predicted model, not a curated record